Molecule: messenger RNA, 2096 nt
Organism: Penaeus indicus
Lineage: Eukaryota; Metazoa; Arthropoda; Malacostraca; Decapoda; Penaeidae
Exons: 2
Coding region: 294-1436 (380 amino acids)
Source: RefSeq, a predicted model, not a curated record
UUAAGACAACACUUCAGAACUUCGUCGAAUAAUAUUUUUUAAAAAAGUCUAGUACAAGAAUCACUUUACAUGUGAGGUGAUCAACAACAUGCAAGAGAUAAUUUCCAGUCGGAGUUUUUUUUUUUCAUCGAAAUGAAAAGGAACAGUUAAUAGAAUCGAGUGAGACUUGAGGAAGAGAAGUAAAAAAAAGUAGGACAUUGCCGUUAAGAAGUCCGAAUAUGAGAUACAGACCGUUAUUGUAAGGCGGGUUGUGUUACCGAAGUAAAAAUUCUUCCCUCGUUCCCGACGUGUCCAUGGAUGAACCCGUGAUUAUAGGUAUCUUCGGUGGGAUUCUGGUUGUGUUACUUGUCUUCAUCACUCUUUGCUUCUUCUAUAUACUCUAUCUAGUGCGGCAUUCCCGUGCGCCCCAAAGGAAUGUAUAUCCGAAUCCAUUGAUAAUCAUCAGAAACCUUCAGAACAGUGAUGGAGUUUCCUUUCCUACUCGUAGUGCCAGUCAGGUUUUCCUGGACAAGUUUCAUCGUCUCAUUGGUUCUUCGAACACCAGGACCAAUGCCGACCAGGAACCUGAUUUCAGCAACGGUGAAAUUCCUUCUCCAGAGUUCCGUCUCUCUCCACCACUGCAGGUGAAGCACGACCAACACUCCACUCAAGACUCGUGCCCUCCGGUCCUGACGCCGAAGAGGAUCCUCCCCAGCUGUUCUGGAGCAAAAACUGGUCGGGACAACAGAGAUCGUUUCAAACAUGAGGACCCCUACGACUAUCCUCCUUCGCCACGACUCAUCGAGUCUGCAGUUGCAGGGUCAGGGCAAGGCGUAUCUCAGACAUUGCACGAGACCGAUACGGCGAGCUUCGCAGACCCAGCCGAGAGCGUCGCAGAAAACCAAGUGAUUCUUAACAACCCUGAAGACUCGUCCGGCGAAGAGAGCUCGGAUGCCCAGGCUUCCGAGUCCUGCGUUUCCGAGCCGAACAGCGAAGGAAACUCCGAGGAAGACUGUCCACUCUCAAAGGAAGGAUCUGAAGCGGGGGAUCGUCCUCUGGGCUGCAGGACCAUGGAGGGGCAGCUGUUCUACGCCUCGCCUAUAUUCGCAACAGCCAUCAAGGAAAUGAAGAUGCUAACACUCUUUCAGCAGAGGAAUCAGUGGAAGGACCCGAUGGAGCGCAAUGAUACAACAGGAACAAGUGAGUUAUCUUUGGAGGAACAAGAACUAGAACAAGAGAAAGCUUCACCUAACUCUGUCGUCAGGAAAUCCCAGGAAAGCUCAGCCCGACCGGAAGACAUCGCAAACAAGGAAAAAGUCUCCUCGCUGGUCAAGAACGUUAUUGGAGAGAAUUCACCGAAAGUCAUGGAACGCAGGGACUUCACUGACCCCGAUGAGAUGAAGGAGGAUGAAGAUGAGAUAGAGGGAGAAGAGGAAGUGGAGGAGGUGGUCGAAUAACACUAUGAAAGGUAAGGCUAUUCACGCUGGGUCAUCAGAAACCACGUCAGAUGCUGAAAUGCCUUUGGAUGAAUUGGUUCUCCACUAAAGGGUCAGAGACAAAGAGACUACUUGCAACAUCUUAUCAGAAUAUAUUUAACUAUAAUACACGGAUUUUUUCUCAUGAAAAAUGAUGUUCAUCGAAAAUGACAAACACUCUUAAGAUUUUUUUCAUAUUCCUAUGUAAAUCAAAGAAGACAAUUAUUGUUUAUGAGCAAUUUUCUUUUUCUAUGCAAAAGAGAAGAAAAAAUAGUUAUUCUUAUAAACUUCAACUGAAAAUUAUGUAGAGGAAAUUAUCUAGAAAUGCAAACCUUGGUUUCUAGAUGACAAAAGUCUCUAAAUUUAACCUUUUCAGAUAAUGCCAAAACAAAGUAUUGUGAGUAAAUAAAUUGUAUCUAUUUAUCUAUGUAUUAUAUUUACACACUCACACACACAAACACACACACACAUAUAUGUAUAUGUAUAUAUAUAUACAUAAUUUCAUACAUACAUACAUACAUACAUACAUACAUACAUACAUACAUAAAUACAUACAUAUACAUACAUACAGACAGACAAACAGACACACACACAUAGAUACGUUUGUUAGAUUUUGGUUGAUAAAUACAAACGGAUGUUCCU